GCACAAAUGGCAUUGCGUCAUAUACCAUUCUUCUCUCAGACACUUUCUCUCACCUUCACUUCCAAACCCAAACUAAACAACAAUAACAAAAACCGUUUCUCCUUCUUCACUCCCUCACUCUCUUCCACUGCUCUCAUGGCCACUUCUCACAAGGUCUUGCUUCCAAUUGCAGAGGGCACCGAGCCCAUGGAAGCUGUCAUAAUCGCCGACGUCCUCCGCCGCGCCGGCGCCGACGUCAUAGUCGCCUCCGUCUCCGCCAGCCUUUCCGUCCUAGCUCGCCACGAUGUCAAGAUCAUCGCAGACGCCCUCGUCUCGGAUGUCGUCGGCACCUCGUUUGACCUCGUCGCAAUCCCUGGAGGGAUACCGGGUGUUGAAAAUCUAAGGGACUGUAAGGUUUUGGAAGGGUUGGUGAAGAAGCAUGUGGAGGAAGGACGCCUUUAUGCUGCGGUGUGUGCUGCUCCUGCGGUAGUGCUUGGGCCUUGGGGUUUGCUGAAUGGAUUGAAGGCCACUUGUUUUCCUACAUUGAUGGAGAAAUUGGCCUCUUACGCAGCCACUACUGUCGAGUCUAGGGUGCAGGUGGAUGGGAAAUUAGUGACCAGUCGAGCGCCGGGAACUACCAUGGAGUUUGCUGUUGCGCUGGUUGAGCAGUUAAUGGGAAAAGUGAAAGCAGAAGAAGUUGCUGGCCCUCUGGUCAUGCGUUCCAAACAUGAUGAGGAAAAUACUUUCAAGGAGUUUAACCCAGUGCAGUGGACAUUUGACAAUCCACCCAGGAUUCUUGUACCAAUUGCUUAUGGUUUUGAGGAAAUGGAAGCUGUGAUUAUCAUUGAUGUUUUGCGAAGAGCAAAGGCAAAUGUUGUGGUUGCUUCUGUUGAGGAUUAUCUAGAGAUUGUGGCAUCACGAAAUGUUAAACUGGUGGCAGACAUGCUCCUUGACGAAGCAGCCAAACUUUCGUAUGACCUUAUUGUCUUACCUGGUGGACUUGGUGGUGCCCAAGCAUUUGGAAACUCAGAAACCUUGGUGAAAUUGCUGGAAAAACAAAGAGAAUCAAACAAAUAUUAUGGAGCAAUUUGUGCAUCGCCCGCCUUAGUCUUAGAGCGCCAUGGUUUGCUCAAGGGUAAAAAGGCCACUGCCUAUCCUGCAAUGUGCGACAGGUUAUCUGAUCAGAGUGAAGUAGAAAACAGAGUGGUAGUUGAUGGGAAUCUCAUUACCAGUAGAGGCCCAGGAACCUCCAUUGAGUUUGCAUUAGCUAUUGUGGAGAAGCUGUUUGGACGCCAGUUAGCUCUAGAACUUGCAAAGGCAGUAGUGUUCGCGCGCCCGUAGGAUUUAUGAAUGCGAAGCCUUUUGUACCGACGCAUUAUUAUAUAUUUGUGUAUGAAUAAUUGAGUAUUUGUCCUUGGCUGGUUCCCUGAGUUGUAAAAGAACGCGAAGAAAGCAGUUGUUGGUAACCUUGAUUUCUCUUUGGUAGUUGCUUUUCA
Messenger RNA from Vigna umbellata (rice bean), 1475 nucleotides. RefSeq names its product Class I glutamine amidotransferase-like superfamily protein (gene DJ1B). NCBI's taxonomy places the organism in Eukaryota, Viridiplantae, Streptophyta, Magnoliopsida, Fabales, Fabaceae. Gene Ontology annotation, biological process: glyoxal metabolic process. The record is from RefSeq and is a predicted model, not a curated record. Gene Ontology annotation, cellular component: cytoplasm.